Messenger RNA from Clunio marinus, 1291 nucleotides. The record is from the annotation of a GenBank genome assembly. Lineage: Eukaryota; Metazoa; Arthropoda; Insecta; Diptera; Chironomidae.
GCAUCUUUUCGAUACAAAAAGUAAACAAACAAACGCGUGAAGAUUUUUAUAAGAAUAAAAUUAAAAUGAACAGUGAACCUGAGCUUGCAAAGGAUGCGGUAUUGCAAGAAAGUAUUCCAUUGCCUGAAAAUACGCCCGUAGUUAAAGGCUAUGACUGGAGUCAUGGCAUAAAUUACAAUGAAAUUUUGAAAACUUAUAAAAAUUCCGGUUUUCAAGCAACAAAUUUUGGCAAAGCUGUAGAUGAAAUUAAUAAAAUGCUUGAAACCCGAAAGACACCAUUAGAAAAAGACGACCAAGAUUCAUAUGAGGAUGAUGAGUUUAUUAAAAGAAAGAGUAAUUGUACGAUUUUCUUUGGUUAUACGUCAAAUAUUGUCAGUUCAGGCCUAAGAGAAACCAUAAAGUUUCUUGUACAAAACAAGCUCAUAGAUUGCAUUGUUACUACAGCAGGUGGUGUUGAAGAAGAUCUUAUAAAAUGCUUGGCAUCAACUUACGUUGGGUCAUUCGAACUUCCAGGCAAAGAUUUACGAGAAAAAGGAAUUAAUCGAAUAGGAAAUCUUCUUGUUCCAAAUGACAAUUAUUGCAAAUUUGAAAACUGGGUUAUUCCACAAUUGGACGAAAUGCUGAAAGAACAGAAAGAGAAAGGAACACUUUGGACUCCUUCAAAAAUGAUUGAACGACUUGGACAACGAAUAAAUAACGAAGAAUCAAUUUGUUAUUGGGCUGCAGUCAACAAAAUUCCUAUAUUUUGUCCAGCUCUAACUGAUGGAUCUCUUGGUGACAUGAUGUACUUUCAUUCGUUUAGAAAUCCUGGUUUAGUUCUUGAUAUUGUUUCUGAUCUGAGACGGAUCAACACCAUGGCAGUGAAAGCCGUCAACACAGGAAUUAUUAUUGUUGGAGGUGGACUUAUAAAGCACCAUAUUUGCAAUGCAAAUCUCAUGAGAAAUGGAGCUGAUUUUGCAGUCUAUUUAAACACUGCUUCGGAAUUUGAUGGAAGUGAUGCUGGCGCGAGAUGUGACGAAGCUGUUAGUUGGGGAAAGAUUAGAAAAGAAGCCAAUCCAGUUAAAAUUUAUGCUGAAGCAACUUUAAUUCUUCCACUUUUAGUUGGUGAAACAUUCGCAAAGUUUCAUUUUAAACAUGAGAAAUAAAUAAAACAAAACUUAAUUUGCAUGUUUUUUUCUUUUGUAUUUUUAUUUUAUGAAGUCAUACAGAAUUUUUCCAUUUAAUUUCAUACAAUUCUGUUUUUUAGAGUCAAUAAUCUCAUUUUACAAUAGAUAAAUGUUUAAUAAAUUAU